ACUAGUUGCAAGAGAUAGCCUCUCUCUCUCUCUCCCCUCGCUCACUCGUUUUCUCUUCAACUCCUUCAAGAUGCGCUUCUCCACCGUUGUUGCCGGCCUAACGGCUGCCGGGUCCGUGGCAGCCAUGCCGGCCAGCAGUCAACAGCACCAGCGGCGGCAGGACGACGACGCCGCGCCGGCGCCGCACCCCAACCCGUUCGAGGGCCGCAAGCUGACGGCGAACCCGGAGUGGGCGGCCAAGGCGCGGGAGGCGCUGUCCUACUACGAGUCCAAGGGCGACGCCGCCAACGCGGCCGUGGUGCGGGCGGUGCAGCAGACGGGCACCUUCGCGUGGGUGUCGAACCGCGCGUCGCUGCCCAACAUCGACCGGGCCAUCCAGGCGGCGCGCGACGAGCGCGGGCGCACGGGCAAGGACCAGAUCGUGGGCUUGGUGCUGUACAACCUGCCCGACCGCGACUGCAGCGCGGGCGAGUCGGCGGGCGAGCUGGACAGCAAGAAGGACGGGCUGCGGCUGUACCGGGAGACGUACAUCAAGCCGUGGAAACAGAAGCUCGAGGCGGCGCGCGACGUGACCUUUGCCGUCGUGUUAGAGCCCGACUCGCUCGCCAACCUCGUGACCAACAUGGGGGUGCCCUUCUGCGCCGAGGCGGCGCCCGUGUACCGCGAGGGCAUCGCGCACGCCAUCGCGGCGCUGCAGUACGACCACGUGCACCUGUACGUCGACGCCGCGCACGGCGGCUGGCUGGGCUGGGACGGCAACCUGGCGCCGACGGCCAAGGAGUUCCGCACGGUGCUGGACCUGGCCAUCAAGGAGACGGGGAGCAACAGCACGCGGAUCCGGGGCUUCUCGACAAACGUGUCCAACUACAACCCGUUCCGGGCCAACCCGCGCGAGAACUUCACCGAGUGGAGCAACUCGUGGGACGAGGACCACUACGCAAAGUCACUGUCGACCCACCUCGAGGCCCAAGGGCUGCCGCCGCGCUUCAUCAUCGACCAGGGCCGCGUGGCCGAGCCGGGGGCGCGGGCCGAGUGGGGGGAGUGGUGCAAUGUGGCGCCGGCCGGGUUCGGCAUGGCUCCCGGCACGCCCGUCGACAACCCGCUCGUCGACAGCAUCGUGUGGAUCAAGCCUGGCGGCGAGUCCGACGGCCGCUGCGGCUACUCGGGAGCCCCGGCCGCGGGCGUCUGGUUCGAGAACUACUUCCGGUUACUGGUCGAGAACGCGCACGAGAGCGUGGGAGCGAUGGCGAGGAAGCUGAAGCUGAUUUAG
Molecule: messenger RNA, 1270 nt
Organism: Gaeumannomyces tritici R3-111a-1
Lineage: Eukaryota; Fungi; Ascomycota; Sordariomycetes; Magnaporthales; Magnaporthaceae
Exons: 1
Coding region: 71-1270 (399 amino acids)
Biological process (GO): cellulose catabolic process
Molecular function (GO): hydrolase activity, hydrolyzing O-glycosyl compounds
Source: RefSeq, a predicted model, not a curated record